This is a messenger RNA of Pelodiscus sinensis (Chinese soft-shelled turtle), 2382 nucleotides long. The record is from RefSeq and is a predicted model, not a curated record. NCBI's taxonomy places the organism in Eukaryota, Metazoa, Chordata, Testudines, Trionychidae.
CCACCUGGGAUCUCAGCCCCCAGCCGGCCAGUUGCACCAUCUCCCAGCGGGAACCUUCUGAGAGGACUGGACAACGCCAGACACUGCCCCACCCAGGCUGGGCCCACGGAGCCGGACCCUGAGAAACAGGCUGGUUCCCAGGGAGGAAGCAGCAGAGGCCAGCGGCGCUCGGGGCGGACGGAGAUGGCCUGGGUGCUGGUCCCUGCCCUCUGCCUGCUGAGCGGUGCCGGUGCCCACAAGGGGAACGUGACCCUCAGCCCAGGGCCCCUGGCUGGCUGGGUCGGCUCCUGCGUGACCAUCCCCUGCUCCUUCUCCCUCCCCCGGGACUGGACCGUCGGGGCCGUGAGCUGGACACGGGACAGGAAACAAACCGUGUAUCACUCGGACGGGACUGACAUCGACCCUGCCUUUGUGGGGCGCGUCCGCUACCUGGGGGACCAGCAGGGGAGCUGCUCCCUGCGACUGACCGGGCUGCGCCCCAGCGACCAGGGCACCUACCGCUUCUGGGUCCAGGGAGAGAGCCCACACAAGAAAAAGAACAAGACCUGGAGCAGUGACCCCGGACAGCAGCUCAGUGUCUCCAGUAACCAGCCUCCGUCCAGCACCCCAGCCCGUCAGUGCCAGCCCUCGCUGGGAAGCCGAACAGAAGCGGGACCUGACCUUGUCUGCUCCGUGGGGGCCGCCUGCCCCCAGCGCCCCUCCUGGUACGGCCCAGACGGCACGAGGCUGAGCCCAGACCAGACCCUGGGUGGUGACUGGGCGACCAAGCUGCGAAUAAGCCCGUCCGGGCUGGGCCCUGGCACGGUGCUGCGCUGUCGGGUGGAUGAAACCCGGGAUGAGUGUGAGUCGGAGCCGCACCCGGGGACAGGUACUCCCACGGUGGAGGUGUCGCGGCCGGCACGGCGGGGGGGCCCCAUGCUGCCCUGCCUGCUCUGGACCCUGAGACCCACCAGGACCAAGCCCUGCCCUUCGCCCCCUUCCCUGGAUCCCUCCUCCCUCUGGAUCCACCGGGGCCAGGCCCUGCCCCUCACCCCCUUCCCUGGAUCCCUCCCCCCUCUGGGCCCGGUCCCCCCACUCUGUCUCUCCCCAUUCACACCCGUGUCUCUGUCUCCCCCAGACGCCCCCCAAGGGGUCCGUGUUACGGCCGCGCCGGGCACCAGCCUGCGGGAAGGGGAGUCGGUGACACUAAGGUGCAAUUACAGCAGCAGCCUCCCUGCCCCCACCUCCUAUGCCUGGACCUGGGGCAGCCAGAGGCUGGAGGAACCCCGGCAGGAAUUGGUGCUGGAGAACAUCACAGCAGAGCAAGCUGGGGAAUAUCGGUGCCAGGUCACCAACGGGAUCGGCCAGUCCCCGUCCCAGUCCCCCCCCAUCACCAUCACCGUGCAGUGGGUCCGUGUUACGGCCGCGCCGGGCACCCGUCUGCGGGAAGGAGACUCGGUGACACUAAGGUGCAAUCACAGCAGCAGCCUCCCCGCCCCCACCUCCUACGCCUGGUACCGGGGCAGCCAGAGCCUGAACGUAUCCCGGCAGGAAUUGGUGCUGGAGAACAUCACAGCAGAGCAAGCUGGGGAAUAUCGGUGCCAGGUCACCAACGCGAUCGGCCAGUCUCCGUCCCCGUCCCCCCCCAUCACCAUCACCGUGCAGUGUGCCCCUAAAGAUGUGAACGUCAUGGCUACACCCAAGACUGGCCUGUGUGCAGGGGAGGCAGUGAAUUUAACCUGCCAUUUCAACAGCAGCCUCCUCACCAACGUCACCUGGUACAGGGACAAUGUCCGGCUGAAUGAGUCCCAGCCGGUGCUGGCGUAUGAGAGAGUCACAGGAAGCCACACUGGGAAAUAUCGCUGUGAGGUUCAGAACCAGGGGGGGACAGCUCACUCAGCCCCUGUCACUAUCAGCGUCAUGGUCCUUUUUUGUAUCUGGGAACACAUAUACAUCAUAGGACCUACAGCUGCAGCUGCCCUAUUGCUGCUGAUGGGGCUGGUCAGCAUCAUAGUUUGGAGUAAGAAACGGAGCAAGCACAAGGGAGCGCACAGCAAUCUGCUCCAGUCUGGCCCAGGGGAGAUCCCCCUAGCUGAAUGCAUCUAUGAGAACACCCAGUCCCACGGCAUGGGGAAGCCAGCCAGCCUGGCCCCACCCGGGCCCCCCAGUGUGCCCGCCAAGGUGUGCCUGGGCUCCCCCAGCGACACGGAGCCAUCCCACAUCUACAGCCAGCCGAGGGUCCUGGGCACAGUACCCCAAGACGACCCGGACGAGGUCCAGUACUCCGUUAUCCAGCUCCAGCGCCCCACCCAGAGAGUGGAUCUGGACGCCGACCUAGAGCCUCCAGCUGCUGGCCACCUGCCAUGGACAAAUUCAGACUGGACACAAGGUGGAAAUUUCUAA